Molecule: messenger RNA, 2148 nt
Organism: Ruditapes philippinarum (Manila clam)
Lineage: Eukaryota; Metazoa; Mollusca; Bivalvia; Venerida; Veneridae
Product: mucin-2-like
Exons: 7
Source: RefSeq, a predicted model, not a curated record
UACAUGGUGUUUUUAUUCGAUGAUUUUUUAUUGAAUAGAAAAGGGAUUUUUACAGUUUGGAAGCUGAAAGAAGACGAUGGAUCUUUUACUGACAUUGACAUUGAUAGUUAUAUGUGGACAGACGCAUCUGGUAAUCUCUUAUUCAACUCCAACAGCAAACGCGAACUUGAAAGAAAAUAAUCCUACAACAUUAUUAGUAAAAUACAUGCCUUCAAUGGCAAACCUAUCAUCGCAUGCGCAAAAACCACCAAAAAAUGACACAUCAGCAAUGCCAAGCCCAUCUUCACAGGUGCAAAAACCACCAACAAGUAACACACUACCAACCACAAACCCAUUUUCGCAGACGCAAAAUCUACCAACGAAUGUCACACUACCAAAGGAAAACCAAUCGUCGCACGCGCAAAACCAACCAAUAAAUGACACAUCAUCAACGGCAAAACAAACUUCAAUGGCAAAAAAGCCACCGACAAAUGACACAGCAACAACGGCAACACAAUCUUUACAGAUACAAACACCACCGACAAAAGUCACUCAAAAAUCAUCAAAACCAACUUCACAGACAAAAAAUCUACAAACAAAUAGCACUAAAACAACAUCAAAAUCAACAAAUGUCACUCAAACAACUACGAAACCACCUUCACAAACGCUUAAACCACGAACAAAUGACACACCAACACCGGAGAAACCACCAUCGGAGACGCAAAAGCCACCAACAAAUGACACACCAACAACGGCAAAAUCAUCUUUUCAGACACAAACAUCACUUACCACUGUUUCUCAAACAACUGCAAAACCAGCUUCACAGACGCGUACCCCACAAACAACUGUCACACAAACAAAAGCGAAACCAUCUUCACAGAAGCAAAAUGCAUCAACAAAAGACACUCAAAAAACAUCAAAACCAAUUUCACAGACGCUAAAUCCAAAACAAAUUUUACAAUCACAAAAGCCACCAACAGUUGACACAUCAACAACGGAAAAAGCAUCUUUGCUGACGAAUAAGCCACACGGAAAUGACACACCAUCAAUGGCAAAACGAACGUCACAGAUGCAAAUGCCAACAAUAAAAGACACAGCACCAAUGACAAAAACAACUUCACAGACACAGGAAACACAAACAAAUGACACAACACCAAAGACAAAACCAACUUCACAGACACAGAAAACACAAACAAAUGACACAGCACCAACGGUAAAACAAACUUCACAGACGCAAAAGCCACCGACCGUCGACACUGAAACAACAGAAAAACCAUCUUGGCAUACGCAAAAGUCACCAACAAAUGAAACAUUACCAACGGAUGAACCAAAUCCACCGACAAAAUUUCCACAAACGAAAGACACAACACCAACAGGAAAACCAACUUUGCAGUCACCAAAGCCAUUAACAAGUAACAAGCCAACAAUGACCAAACCAUCUUCGCAGACGCAAACGUCACCGACAAAUGACACGCGACUACCAACGAGAAAAGAAACAUCACAGACGCAAAAACCACAAACAAAUGCAAAACCUAAAACGACAAAACAAACUUCAUACACGCAAAAGCCACCGACAAAUGACACGACAACAGCAAAAUCAACUUCACAGACGCAGAAGCCACCAACAAAGACCACAAAAACAAUGGCAGAACCAUCUUUGCAGACGCAAAAGUCACAAAAAAAUGACACACCACCAACGACAAAACCAACUUUACAGACGCAUAAACCACAAUCAAAUGACACAGCACCAACAGCAAAACCAACUUUGCAGACGCGAAAGCCACCAAGAAAUGAAACAAUCCCAAUGGUUAAUGUUACAAGCAUAAGCUGUACUGAAAAUGGCAAAGAAUGUCAUCAUAUUGUCAAUGCUCGGUGUAAUAAUCAGUUCAGAAAGUGCGAAUGUUCAUAUGGCUACAUUGUGGAUGCUGCCACAUGCAAUGCAGUAACCGCUGCAAAGAAGCUUCCGACGGCUCUUCCUGCACUUGAAACUAAAAAAGUCGGCCUUGAUUUUGCCAUUGAAGUGGGCAAUGAUUUAACAAAAUUUGAUGUGGAUCUUACAGAUCCUAAUUCACCAAAAUACAAGGAAUUCAAACAUUCUUUUGAGACAAAGCUUAUAUCAGUUUUUAACGACACAAAAGGCUAUUCUAGUAUAGAAGUAACAGGCUUCAG